AUGACGAUAAAAGCAGGGCUCGCCCGCUGGAAGAGCGUGUCCUGGCGAUCUGGCAAGGCGACGCUGCAGCACACAACCAAGGCCCAAUUCGCACUUCCCAGCCAAGUGUUUCUAUCCGGCAUCGCGAUGCACUUGUCGACUCUCCUGCAGGUGGUGGCAGUGCUGGCCGACGGGGCGUUGGCCCGGCCAUGGGCGCCGCCGCCGAGCUACCGGAUGCACGAGCGGCGUGAGAUGGCGCACCCACGGUUGAAGCGACGGAUGGAGGCGGACACGGUGCUGCCGAUGCGCAUCGGACUGCGUCAGAACGCGCAGUCGCUGGCACAGGCCGAGGCCUGGCUGAUGGAUGUGUCGCAUCCGACGUCGGCUAACUUUGGAAAGCACUGGAGCGCGGAGGCCGUGAUCGAGGCGUUCCAGCCAUCCGGCGAGACGGUCGAGGUGGUGACGGCCUGGCUGGUGGGUGCGGGCAUCUCCAAGGAGCGGAUCACGCACAGCGACAACAAGGCGUGGCUGGCCUUUGACGCCACUGUGGCCGAGGCCGAGCAGCUGCUGCACACGGAGUAUUUGCACGACGGGGCCGCAGGUCAGGCGCUGGUCGGCGUGGAGCAGUACCACCUGCCGGGCCACAUACAGGAGCACGUCGACUACGUGACGCCGGGUGUGAAGGCCGUGGUGAUGGAUCUGGAGCGGCGGCAGAAGCGGUCGACGACGAGCAAGAAGAUGAAGGCGAAGCGGGUCACGCAGACUCUGGCACGCAACGCCCGGCGCAAGCUGCGGCCAUUUCCCCGAAACGUCGGCGACGUGACCGCCGCCAACUUGACGGCCUGCGACACGGUGCUGACGCCAGCCUGCAUCCAGGCGCUGUACAACUUCACGGCGCCGGAGGUCGACGCGACCGUCAGCACGGACAACGCUCUCGGCAUCUUCGAGGAGGGCGACCACUACGACCAGGCCGACCUUAACUCGUUCUACGCUAUGUACGCGCUCCAGGUUCCCAACGGCACGCACCCGGACCUGGACUCGAUCGACGGCGGGGUGUCCCCGAUCGACGGUGAUGCCGGUGGCGAGAGUCUGCUGGACUUUACGAUCGCGUACCCUAUUAUCUACCCGCAGAACAUUACGCUCUACCAGACCGACGACGAUUACUAUGCUAACAACGGCAACGGAAGCUCGACCGGUCUCUUCAACACCUUUCUCGACGCAAUCGACGGGUCUUACUGCACGUACGAAGCCUAUGGCGAGAAGGGUGAUUCGUCUAUCGACCCGGUCUACCCUGACACCGAGGCCCCGUCUGACUCUAACCCUUACGCCGGCAAGCUGAUGUGCGGCGUCUACAAGCCGACCAACGUGAUCAGCAUCUCGUACGGUGUGUACGAGCAGGACCAGCCGUACGCGUACCAGGAGCGCCAGUGCAACGAGUACCUUAAGCUGGCGCUGCAGGGCACCACCAUCCUCUUUGCCAGCGGCGACACUGGUGUCGGUGGCUAUAACUACGGCACGCACGGCGAAGGGUUGUAUUACGGUUGUCUGGGCGAUAACGAUACCGUCUUUACGCCCUCGCAGGCCUGCAGCUGCCCGUGGGUUACCAACGUCGGCGCUACUGAGGUCUUCCCGGGAAAGACCGUUUUCGAGCCGGAGGAAGCCGUGCUAGUGCAGGAGGACCGGAUAAACGGGAACUACAGCAGCAGCGGAGGCUUCUCCAACAUCUUCGGCAUCCCUUCCUACCAGGCCGCAGCCAUCGAGACCUACUUCAACGUCAGCAACCCGCCCUACCCCUACUACUACGACGGCAACUGGCAGAACGCCACCAACGGCGGCGUCUACAACCGCAACGGUCGCGGCAUUCCUGACGUCGCCGCCAACGGCUGGAACUACCCAGUCCCGCAGGACGGCGUGUUCUACCUGAGCGGCGGCACCUCCCAGUCGGCCCCGCUGUUCGCCUCUCUGCUCAACCGCAUCAUCGAUGAGCGCAUCAAGAUCGGCAAGGGUGGCCUCGGCUUCAUCAACCCUACCCUGUACGAGAACCCGGGCGUGCUCAACGACAUCACCAAGGGCGACAACCCUGGCUGCGGCACCCUCGGCUUCUCUGCCUCGGUCGGCUGGGACCCGGUCACCGGACUGGGCACGCCCAACUACCCCAAGAUGCUGGAGCUCUUCCUCUCGCUCCCAUAG
Molecule: messenger RNA, 2169 nt
Organism: Grosmannia clavigera kw1407
Lineage: Eukaryota; Fungi; Ascomycota; Sordariomycetes; Ophiostomatales; Ophiostomataceae
Product: protease s8 tripeptidyl peptidase
Exons: 2
Coding region: 1-2169 (722 amino acids)
Biological process (GO): proteolysis
Molecular function (GO): serine-type endopeptidase activity; tripeptidyl-peptidase activity
Source: RefSeq, a predicted model, not a curated record